AUGGAUCCUUUCGAUUGGGACGUCGACGCCGUUGUCGCUGCGGUCUCAGCGAAUGACGAGAAAAUUUCCAAUUCUUUGAGGUACAAUGAGGUUGACGGACGGGUGCUCCUAACUGUUUGCAACUAUGAACGCUUGAAGACCGACAUCGGUAUUAUCCCUCUGGGAAAGCGUGAGAAGAUUAUGAGGAAGAUUCAAAGUCUACGAAGGGAUAGCCCAAAGUACGAUGCGUACACACUAGAAGUUGCCAUGGCCACACCCUUGCCUGAUGACGAUGGAGAAACGGGUUACUACUCCUCACUCCAUGACAACCGCUUACAUGCUCCUCCGCGCUAUUUCUCAGAAACUCUAAUUAAGCCUCUUGUGCUCCCGGACUCUACGCCCUCUGUUCCGAGGAAGCGUAAGCUGCCUUUUAUCUUAGACAGCCCUAACGUUAAGCCGCGGGUUUCGGAGGCCUUAGAAGCUACUAGAAAUCCUCUACAAACCCCACCACUCCCCGGAGGCCCCAGAAAGGUUUUCAACCUUAUUUCACGUCCUGCCACUACUAGUCCGCUGCUUCUCCGCAAUCCGUUCAAGGUCUUCGAGGAUAGCAACCACGGGGACCUACCGCCGACCCCGGCUAUUAGGAUCGAGGAGAAUGGUGACAGCGCUAAUCCAGUGCCUUUCCGUACUCUCCCUCGCCCAGAAUCACUGCAUUCGGAUGGCGAUCCAUCCGAUGGUAGGAUGGAGAUUGAUAAUGAUUCCAGACGGGGCGGAGAAGGGGAGGUAGGCCAAGACGAAGAGGUUGUCGCUCCACCCUUGGAUACCGCAGAGUCGAGCGACACCGCCGAUGAGGAAGAUAGUGAGAUGGAUCCCGGAGGGCGGCAAGAUCGACACACAAGUAAAAUUGUUGUGUUACGACUGCCCUCCCUUAGACAAUCCACUCAGCAGAAACGACACUACCUCUUACCCAAGGCCGUUGGGGUAGACCAAAUUUUCUACAAUGUCGGGGUGGGUGAGGAGAUUCACCAGAGUGAUUCAGAUGACGAUAAUUUCGUUAUUGGUGAGUACUUCCCCCUUUUGAUUUUGGUAUGUUUCACUGAUUUAAAGUAUAUAGUGCCAUCUGAUAAACCCCCUGGGCUGCGACAGGUUGUAAACCGUCAAAUAUUCCACUUUUUAAGCGGGGCGGAGCGCGUCGCUGUGCUCUCGUCUACUGGCCAUCUCCGUGUUGGGGUCAAACCUUAUAAGGAAGGCCUUGUGCGCAAGCACCACCCCCAGUCCUGCACUAUCUACAAUGUCCGGCCAGACGAGUCUUGCCGUAUAUCCAGAGAGGCUGUUUCCAAAUCUAGUCUUCCUUGGCGAGGUCCCGGUGCCAAAACUCCGGCCUCGGAUUCCUCGACAGACAAACAAAUUGUCAAAUUUAUGGACAAGCCGAAUCACACCCAACCAACUCUUAACACCGCCGAUAACUCCAUUCAUGAUUGGGAUUACUUAACCAAAUGGCAAAACAUAGAGGAUGAUCACAUAUUGCCAGUAUUUGGCGAAUCGGGCUCUGAGAAUGAAGCCACUAUUUCAUACUGGAGAGAAUACGAGGCUGAGAAAGGGCCCCAACGGAAACAAUUGAGCAAAUCGAAGAAGAAACUCCCCCUUUCUGCCACAGAAAUACAAGAGGCGAUAGAUGAAGGGAUCAAGCUGAGGGUUGCUGAAUGGCACGCCAAAGUCCUACCCAAGAAGGAAGCCCAGUCGUUCCGGAUAUGGCAAAGCGCCAGAAGGAGGAAAGAGCGCAAGAAGACUGCUCAUGAAAAGAAGCAGAGAUUGGAAGAACUCAAUGAGAGGAUUGAGGCUCAGAGGCGGGAGAUCUCCGGUCUUAUUUGGUUGAGUAAGGAUACCGUCAAAGCACAGACUAAAAUUAUGUCCUUGUCAAUUCAUGAGCGCGAGUUAUGUCUCUGGCUCAUUAAUCUCAUGGAGCGCAAGACUCCGCCAGAAAGGCCCUCAAAGACUAUUCCGAAAGUCAAAGGUUUAGCCGACAAAUCGAAUGACGCCGAAGAGAGCCACGGUGAUGAUGGAGAUGAUAGCUGCGAUGAGAGUCUGGGCAGCGACGACAGUGAACCGGAUUAUGAGAGCGAAGACGAAGGUUUGGAUGGAUUUAUUGUUAGCGAUGAUGUGAGAGACUAUGUCGAUGGCAAAGCUAUACAAAUCGAAGGUGAGGAUGAGGUAAAUGAACAGCUCCGGCAGCAAGAAGAGGAGCGCUUGGAGGCUUUAAAGGAGCUUGUAGACUCAAGUGAGGGAGAAGCACCUGUAUCCACCAGGAGGAGGCUAGAGAGAGGCAGACGUGUUGUUCAAGAUGACGAAGUCGAUGAGGUGGUCGAUGUCAUUGCAGCUGCUCGUGAUCAUACCGAAUGUUCAGAUGCAGAAUUUCAAGAUGCUCGCGAGGGCCCACGAGAUAAGCAUUCUCCGGCUCCACGCUCGGGUUUACCGUCCAAGCCAAAAGGCAAGCGCAAAGGUGGAACCCGGUCUCCAACACCUACAGUCAAACAGGAACUUUCGUCUUCUCAGCAGAUUCCUAAUGAAAAUGGCCCAAUUCCCAUCAUCGACCUCACUCUCGAAGACACUCCCCCUGGGCUAAUGAAUCAAUUCAGAGCCCCAACGAGGCCUGCUCAACGGAAGAAUGUUGAAAUCGAGAUACAAGAACUUUCUGACGAUGAGCAAGAGACUCCGCUCGCACUUCUUACUCGUUUGGUUAAGGACAUUGGGCUCCGGGUGCAAGAAGCCCUGUUUUAUCGGAUGGAGGAAAACAAGCUUGCAAGUAAGUGUUUUUUUACCCCCCUUCUCAAAUACGUUUAACCUAAUAAUUUUUACGUACAGAGAUAUUUUCGCUUGUUAUAUCUGUGGCUAGGCAGAUCCACGUAGAGAAGCUCAAGUAUUAUACUGGCCUUGAUAGGUGAGUUUGGUUUAGUCCCUAUUCUCCCCUCUUCGACUGCUGAAUUUCUUUUAAUAGAUACAAUUCUGAAAUCUAUAGGGUACUCACGAAAUUGUACCUCUCUUGGCUCUUGGGUAAAGAAUUAUCUAAGCAUCAUAAGCUUAGCUCAGAAGAAAUUAAGAAGGCGGAAAGUUCAGCUCGCUUUAGAGAGUUUCGCACUAUUUUGCGAAGACUAACUCACGUCGAUGAUGUUCCACAUGUUGAAGGCGGUGGCGGAUCUGACCGUGACCAGUCGGGGAAUGGUGGAAGGGAGAGUAAUGUUGGCAGUAGGGGUAGUGUGAGUAGGGCUUCCAGGUAAGUGCAACAAAAACAAGGAAAUAUCCAGCUGCUUUUUGCCCUAACUACUUCAGAAACAGCUCUACUCAGUCUCCAGCACCGCAAUCAACCCCGAGUCAGAGAAACAAGGUUCGAAAGCCGGUUGAUGAAGAUCCUGAUGCCAGGGCCCUUCGAGAACGUGCUCUUAAGAAGCAACGGAACUUGAUGAACCGUAUCAGGAUUCAGGAGAGAUCCAGAAUUGCUCCAGAUCCUAAGAGAGUUGCAAUAAAUUUAGGAAAGUACAAGAAGUAUAAUGAUAUCUACUUCCAUCCUGAUUUCGCCGGAAUACUCAAGCCUCAUCAGGUUGAUGGAGUACGGUUUCUAUGGCAACAACUCGUUCAGAGUGGGGAAGGAAGGGGCGCACUUCUAGCACAUACCAUGGGUUUGGGGAAGACCCUACAGGUGUGAGUAAUGCCUAAUCAAUGAUUAACUGAAUCAUUCAAAUGUUAACUCAAUUUGACAGCAUCACCUUUCUUUAUACACUAGCCACUGCGACAGCGUCCAAACUGGAGGCCACUAUCGGCCAAAUACCAGAAGCUCUAAGGGAAUCAAAGACCCUUAUACUUAGCCCGCCCGGUCUGGUGGAGAAUUGGUGGGAUGAAUUCCAGAAGUGGUUGCCUCAAAGCCCGGAUAACCCCGACCAGCUUGAUCUUUCAGCAAUUGGACAGAUAUACCGAGCAGACUCUACCGUUAAUUUAGCUACGAGGCUGGGGACAAUAAUUAAGUGGGCCAAGGAGGGCGGGGUAUUGCUGAUGGGCUAUACUUCAUUCCGUAUGGAGAUCUCAAGAUCUAUGGCUCUAAAUAAUCACGCUAACCGUCUGGCAGGAAACCUGAUUGACAACAGGCCCCGGAAGAGUUCAAGUUCCCCAACACUCAAUAUCUCUGUAGACCGGCAUAGACAGAUUCGUGAUUACCUUCUGAAUAGUCCAAACAUCAUUAUUGCUGAUGAGGCUCAUUCGCUCAAAAACCCUAAGGCGCAAAUCAGUCAAGCCACCCGCCUCUUCCGCUCCAAAUCCCGAGUAGCCAUGACAGGGUCACCAUUAUCCAAUAACCUGAUGGAAUAUUGGACAAUGAUUGACUGGAUUGAUCCUGGAUUUUUAGGGCCUAGUAAGGAGUUCGAAGCCAAGUUUUUACACCCCAUACAGGAUGGGCUCUAUGCAGACAGUACUUUGAGCCAGAGGCGGUAUUGCUUGAAAAUGUUGACUGUUCUGAAAAAGGAUAUUGGCCCAAAGGUGCACAGAGCCGAUGUGAAGGUAAUUGAAAAGGAUCUCCCUCAAAAGACGGAGUUUCUGGUAAAGGUACCCCUGACGCCCUGGCAAGUUGAAAUGUAAGCUGUCAAAUUCUUUCCUUUAAUCUUUUUGAUGCUGACAUCUUCAACUGCCUCUAGGUACACCAAAUUCGUCAAUGAUCCAGAUGUAACGGGUGCUAUCGAGGGCAGCGAUGGUAAAGCUAAACCUGUAACCCAGUUCUUCGAUAUUGUUCACCUUCUCUCAUUGAUUUGCAAUCACCCAAUGUGUUUUGUAGAUACAAUUGAGGAGCGGGGCCAAAAAGCACAAGCAGCCGUCAGAAAGUACAAACAGUCGAAGCAAGAUAUCUUCUACCUAGAAGAUGAAGAGCUUCAAGAAUUGAUUGAUUUGGAUGACCUCUCUCCCAAUGAAGAGUUACUUGAGGGCGCAAACAAAAAGUACGCUUGGACCAAAGAGCUGGCCAGCAAAAUCGAAAACCCUCGAGCUUUAUUGCAUUCACACAAGAUGCAAUUACUAAAAAGCAUUGUUGAGCAUUCGAUCAAACUUGGAGACAAAAUCUUAAUUUUUUCUCAUGGUGUCUACACCUUGAAUUACCUCCAUAAACUACUUGAGGACUGGAACAUUAGCUUCCUUAGACUUGACGGAAAGACCAAGAUGAGUACAAGACAAUCGGCAACCAAAUCUUUCAACUCCGGUGGCAAUGAUGUGUUUCUCGUCUCUACUGAGGCUGGUGGAUUAGGGCUGAACUUGCCGGGUGCCAAUCGUAUCAUAAUCUUCGACUUCAAGUGGUCACCAAUGUGGGAGGAGCAAGCCGUCGGAAGAGCCUACAGGAUGGGUCAGAAAAAGCAUGUUUUUGUCUACAGGUUUCAUGCGGUUGGAACUUUUGAGGAUCUUAAGAGGAACAAGAUUCUUUUCAAGAGCCAGUUACAGUCCAGAGUGGUUGACAAACAAGAUCCGCUUCGAACGGCACACAAAGACUUCAGACAGUAUCUCCUUGAGCCUGCUGACAUUCCAAAAGAAGACCUAACUGAGUACCAAGGAAAGGAUCCUGUAUUGGAUAAGAUCAUGCAAAAGUAAUUGCUCACGGGCCCCUAACUCCGAAGUUACCAAAUUAGUUACUAAUUAAUUGUUUCAUAGCGUUGACUUCAUCACUGCUAUUCAGUACUCGGAGAGCUUCCAGCACGAUCCCGACGACGUCCUUACCGAACAGGAGCUUCGUGAAACAGACGAGAUCCUGAAGCAGAAUCAGAUGCAGCGCAAAGAUCCUCAUUAUCGGCAGCAUCAAUUCCAAGCUCCGGACCCUGUUGCCCAGCAAAUUGCGGGGGAGAAAAUAGCAGCAACAGCAAGAGAGAUGCAAUUCACCGGUUCCCCAAUUGUUCCGCAAUCAACUCGACCAAUUGUUAUCCCCCAGUAUGUUCCUCCCUCCUCUUCGGCGCCCGUUACCCCAGCAAUUCCUGCUGCCUCCCAUGCAACUGGCCAAGCACAGCCCACAAAGUUGGCUGCUGAUGCAGCGGUUCCUGCAACUGAAAGCGUUGCAGCUUCAUCCUCAGUCGCCCCAAGACCCAUCAGUAGUCGCUUCAACCUCAACAUUCAUGGCCAUCCGAGAGCUGGGUUCCCCCUAGCCGUAAAGCCAAGCGAGCCGAAUCCCGGAAGUAGCAGUAGACUUCCAGCAACUCCUGCAACACUCCAGACACCUACUGCCCCCAGUCCCGGGAUCGACAAAAUUCCGCCAGUGGGAUCAUUCCGUAACUUAAACAUCCGCGAGUAGAUGCCAGUGUCCCAUUGCUUCCUUUUGGAAAUUAUUCAUCAAACUACUCUAAUACGCUGGCUGGCUUCGAACUUUCAUGUUUUUGGUACCAUUCUCUCAUCUCACUCGGCGCUUUUCCUCGCUUUGUCGGCGAAAAAAAAAACCUCCCUAUGAUCUUCACCCAUUUCUCUUUUCUUUCAUUUCUGCUCUGCAAAUCACUUCUUUGUUAGCAAUGUCAUCGAGUUCUGGCGUUUCAAUGUCUGGUUAUGUUCUACCUGGCUUUCUCCUUGAUGCUUUGAGCGAUGGCUUGGCUUCUCUGUUGCUAUUUCUGUCUGGUAUCCUUUUGUUUCCAUACUUUUGUGCACGGGUUUUUGCAUUGUUAUACUAAUAGACUAACGACUAGAGGCUGGUUUGGGUCAAUGUUAUGUUUUCCUUUACUCUAUAUCGUCGUGGUUGGUGUUGUGUAGGGAUCAGGAAGGUUGCAAGAGGAGGAAUGGAGGAAAGUUGAGUGGAGUGCACGGAACUAAGAAACGGAAAGAUAAGGGAGCGUUUGGGACAGAACGGGUUAGUUGGAGUGGAAAGGUGGAUGGACAACGAUCAGAUGGAGUGGAGGGACAGACGGAAUAAAAACAAGUCACCUUGUUGCUCUCCGACACUGUAUCAUUUCGACUGGUUCCACCAACGCCUAUUGUCCUCCGGACCGGCCGGUUGGUAGAUAUUUUCCGUCUCAUAGCUACUCAAUGCAAAGGACAUUCUUCCGCUUACCUCUUUCCAUUUAGCUAUUUAUUUUAUUCAUUCAUACAUCUUUAGUUUCCCCCGUUCAGUUACUAGCCAGGUCUAGUCUCCUUGCGAACCCAAAUGUUCUGUUCCUGGGUUCUAUGGUAAACCCUUUUUUCCUACUCUAUUGCUUGCAUCCUAGUUUAUAAAACCAUUUCGCUGAAUUGCUACAUUUCUUGUUUACGCUUUGCUUCCAUUUGUUCUAUACCGACAACCUCCCGCAUGCAAGUCACUCUCCCAACUCGUCCUCUAAAUACUCUUUCUUCUCUUGCCUCCUUCUUUCCUUCUUAAAAUCUCAAUAUAUCAACUGUGCCUGCUGUCCCUUCCGAUCUCA
Messenger RNA from Tuber aestivum (summer truffle), 7376 nucleotides. The record is from the annotation of a GenBank genome assembly. NCBI's taxonomy places the organism in Eukaryota, Fungi, Ascomycota, Pezizomycetes, Pezizales, Tuberaceae.